This is a messenger RNA of Misgurnus anguillicaudatus (oriental weatherfish), 5080 nucleotides long. RefSeq lists its product as uncharacterized. The record is from RefSeq and is a predicted model, not a curated record. Lineage: Eukaryota; Metazoa; Chordata; Actinopteri; Cypriniformes; Cobitidae.
UGUAUUCAUGAUGUGAGGUUCUUCGAUAAAAAAAAUCAUUUUGAGAAGCAAAUGGUUCAAAGUUUCGAAAAGCUUUGCUUCUCCGUAUGGUUUCUGUUUUCAACUCAAUUAUUAUAUGGCGCUUUUCCAUUGCAUGAGAGUACCGUUGUUAUUCAAGGUACAGAUUUAAUUACUAACAAAAUUAGGUAGUUUUAUCUCGUAGAUUUAAUGAAUUCCGAGUUCGCUAAGAAUUCAAUGAAAUUUGAAAAGUUUUUAAUAAUAAAAAAAUUUAGCAACUCUUUCUUUUAACAGCUCAGGGUCCAACGUUUGCUUUCAACGAAUCAAAUUAGUCGUACUGCGCAGCCGUCACCCAGCGUAAUUAAUAUUCAUGAGGCCAGCUUUUACCAUAGUAGGAUCCGUAAGUUUGCCCCACUACAAUACACUGUCCUUUACCGCGAAAAGUGCAGUGCUUUUCCUAUGGGGAGACUGCGCGUUGGUUAGCACAAUAAUGGCUGCUGCUUAUUCGGAAAAAGAGGAUAGUUUGCAAGCAAAUAAUGAAAGUUCGUCCUCUGAAUAUGAGAGUAGUGCAGUUCAAGUGGUCAGCAAUGAUCCAGUAAGUAACAUCUUUAAUGCCGACAUGUUUAACGCUAAUGGAGAAAUGGAGUUACGUCCUAGUGGCCCAGUACUGGAGAGAGAGGACCACGCCGAAGUUGUUGCAAGCAAUGCUGAUGUUCCACCAAUUAAGAUUAAAGUAGAAAACGUGGAGGAAGAUGAAUGUGUUGCUGUAUCUCUGCACGAGGUCGAGGGAGAAGAUUUGGUUGACAGGACUAGUAAUGAAGAGUCUUCUGAGAGAGAUAACAUUGACAAAGGGGAUGGGCCAUUUCGCUGCGAGGAGUGCAGUGUGGCCUUUUGGAACAAGGACGCUUACCUAGAGCAUCGUAGUGAGCACACCCAUGAUGGUCCGAUAGUCUGCCUGGACACAGAUUCACAAUGGGAUGACCUGCUCGUCUCGACGGACGGAGGCCAGAGGACAUUAUGCUGUGCUCUGUGCGGACAAAAAUUUUCAAGCUCAAAAGGGUUUUUCAACCAUCAGCUUAAGCACCAAAAUCAAGCGGUUAAACAAGAAAUGAAUGCUGGCUUUGGUGUGGGUACGAUAAAACAGAAAGAUUAUGAGUGCAAGGAUUGUGGCAGAACGUUUUACAAUAUGGGUCAGUGUCUCAAUCAUCAGCGCUCUCAUAAACAGGCCUCAAAGUCUGUGUUUCAUCAGCUUGCUCAGUUAAAGAAAAAAUCCUUCGAGUGUCCCACCUGUGGACGCUGUUACUCUCGGGCUUCAGCCCUCGAUGCACACCAGCGCUGUCAUGAGAUAAAGCUGGUAAAAUCCAAAAAAAUUGAAACGGCUCAAAAACCACCCCCACCAAAUGAGGCUCCAGGUCAAGGUGAAGACCUUGACGCAAACCCUAAACAGUCUGUGGAUAAUCAGCAAAAGGUUUUUAAGUGCAUCUGUGGCAAAACUUUUCGGGCUUUGUGUGGCCUUGGAACGCACCAGAGAUUCUCAAGAGGCUGUUCAGUAGGGCAGGUCAAGGUCAAGGUGAAGGUGAAGGAGCAAAAGAAACGUCAAUUUGAAUGCUCUGAAUGUGAGAAGACUUUUGUUAGCUCUGUGGCUUUGACAACCCAUCAGCGCUGGCAUAAAAGACGAGCACAAUCUGGACAGCCAUGUAAAUGUAAAGAGUGUGGCAGGAGCUUCACUUCGCUCGCAUUCCUCAACAGGCACCAGAAAUUGGCUCACAGCAAAGAGCUUCCAGCAAAAUCAUUCCUUCAACAAGUUUGCCAGCUUAAGAAGAAGAGCUUUGAAUGUCAGGAAUGUGGCUGCCGGUUUUCACGGAUGUCAGCUCUGCAGUCACAUCAGCUCUGUCAUACCGAUGUCUUCCGUAAUGUCAUGAAAGGUUCAGAAACUAGCAUAUUAGAGAUGUACCAAAAUGAGGCACAUGGAAUUGAUGACUUUGCUUCUAGGACCACCAAAUAUUCACAUGACAUCUCUCACACUCAAGCACCAGAGGAAAAUUACAAUGUGAUCGAUGUUGAGAAUGAAGAAGUUGAUUAUGAAAUUGUCCACAUCACAGAACCAGAUAUUGUUGAGAGUAGUAGUGGUCAGGAUCAUAAUCCUGAUCUUGAGCUAGUGUGUGAAUCGGACCAAGAGGAAAUGAAUGACAUAAGCGUCAGCUUAAUUCAUAGAGCUGAACCUACGCCCUCCUCCGUGCAGCUGCCUCCAGAAAUCGAUGUGACAAUUGUAAAGAUUGAUUAUGAACUUUUAAAUAGUGAAGCAUUAAAAAAUGAUGUAGUUUUGAGCAAAAGCCCACUUGAAGAGUCUGGAAAUUAUAACUGUCCACACUGUGAUCAAACGUUUGUCAAAGCCUCGUCCUUGCAUGGUCACAUGCGUUGCCACCGAAAAAGCUCUGAGGUUCCUUACAAAUCUACUACAGACCAGCUCGAAAAUCUGCAGAAAAGCAACUUUAAAUGUGAAGAGUGUGAUCUCAGUUUUUCCAGAUUGUCUGCAUUGCGUUCUCACCAACAGAAUCACAAGCUGUUUGUUUGCUUGCAGUGCAACAAGAGCUGUUCAAGUGCAGGUGGUCUAAGCAAUCAUCAAAAGUUUUGUUGUGGAAGAAAACCCGACAUCAGUGAUGUAAAAGAUGACAAGAAUAAGAAUUUCAAUCCAUCCAAGUCGCUUUUGGGCCCAAAGGUUCAUCACUGUAAAAAAUGUGGUAAAGGUUUUUGGUCGUUGGGAGCUUUCUAUCAUCACAAGCAAAACCACAUGCAGUGUGCAGAUGUUGAGAAAACAAGACCUGCUCCUGAAAACAGUCACAUUCGACGCAAGAAAAAGGCCCGCGGCAAUAGGUUUGGACAGAAACAACCGAAUGUGAAUUCAAAUGAGAAAUAUGAAUGUGAGGUGUGUGGGAAAUCAUACCACAUGCUCGGUUGUUUUCUUAAACACAGGCUCGUUCAUGACCCCAGUCGCAAACCUGCUAUCAAAUCUUUUGACUAUCAACUUGAACAUUUACAGAAGAACUCCUACCCAUGUCCUGACUGUGGUAAAGUUUUCUCCCGUGCCAUGGCCCUUCAGUUUCACAUGAAAAGCCAUGGCUUUGACACUGGCAUUCCUGCAUCUGCUAGUUUGCCACCGAGUCCUGAGAAACUCCGAUGCAUGACAUGCCAAGCUGAUUUUACAUGCGAGUCAUUGCUGCAGGAUCAUCAGAAGUGCUGUUCAAAACUGAAAAACAAUGCGGGUGAUCCAGGACAAUGUGAAAAAAAUGAAAUAGAGGUGCAAAUUGAAUCCUCUCAAAAUGUUGAAGAUGGACUGGUAUGUGAGGCAGAUUCUGGAAAAGAACAGAAAACUAAUUUAGCCAAGUUGAAAUACAAAUGUCAGGACUGUACCAGAAGCUUUUCUGUAAUCGGUGCACUUAAUUUUCAUAAAAGGAUUCAUCUCAAAAGUUAUGCAUCUAAAAAGCUAAAUGCUAAAGCAGCAAAGCAACUGAAGGUUAACCAAAUGCAACCCAAUCCAAGUUUAGCAAAAACUCCUUUUGCUUGUGUGGAAUGUGGAAGAUACUUUAUCUCAAAUUCAGCUCUUGGCACACACAGGCGAUGGCACACAGACAAAAAGUUUGCCAGAUUUUUGUCAAAGAAAAAAAGUGUGGAUGGUGGUCCUUAUUUAUGCAAUUUAUGUGGGAAAGGAUUUUUCUAUCUUUGUGUUUUACGCAGACAUCAGCGAAAUCAUCCUCCUGUUGAGGCUCAACACCAACAAGAGCAAAUUCAACCAAAAGAGAGUUUUACUUGCCCAGAUUGUCAGAUGUCUUUCUUAAGUGGGUCUUCUCUAAUGACUCAUUUUGCAGAAUGUCAUGGCAAGCUUGCUGAGAACGAUAAACUACAGUGUCAGAUUUCCUAUACUUUAGAAUCUGGUCCGUCCAUUGAGAAGCCGUACACAUCCAAAAUGAAUAUCGCUAAGCAGGACAAGCCGAAGGCACGGUAUCAUCGGUGCUCUCACUGUCCUAAACGCUUCCCAAAUGAACGCGGUCUUCGUGCACACCAAUGGCAGAAACAUUUUCAGGAUGCAUCUACUGAGGAGAAGCCAAAACCACCUUUUGCUUCUAAAGUGCCUCCUUAUAAUCAUAAAGAUCUGAAACCAUCUACAGAAGAGGAACUUGCUCAGCACAGUCAGAUUUUAGAAGUGACUAGGAAAUGUUUUUUCAAAUGUGACAAAUGUGCUAAAGAUUUUCCAAGUGAGGAGCAGUUAAAUGCACAUAAGGAGCUGGCAAAGAGUCGGCCACACUCGUGUGCUCUUUGCUGUCGUGGUUACUGGAGUGAAAGCCAGCUACAGCAGCAUCUUGCAUGGCACGAUGAAGAACGCCGGCGUCUCCCGACCGAACUGCGAUACAGACUCGGUGCUUCCAUGACAUCUAAAGUCAAGCAGCCCAUUCCACUUGCAAAUACACACCCUAACUAUAAAUGUCAGCAUUGUGAUAACAGUUUUUUGUCACUUCGUGCAUUGCAGGAGCACCAGGUUGUUCACACAUCUGAUGAGCCGUAUAAUUGCUCUCUGUGUCCACAGACUUUUAGUGAUGUCAGAGAUCUUAUUGACCACCAUCAGGAUUGCUUGGGUGACAAGGAAAGACAAACAAAGACGUUUUGCCCAGAAAGUGUUGCUGGGAACAUGGCGUGCAUUGAGUGUGGGAUUACCUUUAAACAGGAGACAGAUCUGCAUCAGCAUUAUAUUGAACAUGCACGUGGAGUGGUCUAAAACUUGAAUGUAUGUAUGUAUAUAGAUGGAUUACUUGUACUACUGGUGGAUCAUAGUUUACUAUAUAUAUACACUGAUUUAUUUUAACACUCGGUUAGCACUGUUUUGUUAAAUGGGAAUGAUGUAAAACUAUAUACAGUAGAGAAAGAAAAGUUUAGACUUCUGAUAAAUUUGUUGUAGGGAGAUGGAAACAUGGAUCCUGACAUCAGAGUAUUACUGAAAAAAACCCUAAAAUUGUACUUUUUCAAUGAUGCCCAUGAAAUUACAUUGUUCAUAACUUACUAUAUCAAAUAAAAAAAUGAUGUACUUGGA